AUGGCUGCGGCAAUCGCCCUCAUCCUGGCUAUACUGGCCAUGCAGCCCACGCAGAAGGGCCUUCACCGCAGAGAUAUGGCCACAGACGAGCGGAUGCGUCAGCGUAAGGCGUAUCUGGAUGAGCAGACGACUCGGGUGAUGCAGGAGGUUGACCGGAGCUGGGGCACGUUCCUUCCCACGUUGCAGCAGUGGCCGCUUUGGACUGUUGCGGGGGCCCUGGUGCUGCUCGCUAGUGUCUGCUGGCUGGUCAGGAAAAUGAAGCUUGCCUCUGGCAGCCGCAGUGAGCAGGACAGAAAGGAGGAUGACGGGGAGGAGGAAGACCUCCAUGGUGCACUCAGCGGUGGCAUCUCCAUGGCUGUGUCCACCCCACCGCCAAUGCAGGACCUGCCUGACACGUGCGAGGCCCUGAAGGAGCUGGUGGGUGACCUCCUUAAGGUCUGCCAGAUACUGUGCAAGAGGAGUUUCUUGCCAGAGCUGUACCCAGCCACUGGGGAGGAGGGUGCCUGUGAAACCUGGAGUGUGCACGGGAACAGCAUCACCUACCGCCUGCCUGUGCUCCUGUGGCCACCCCCCGGGCACUCUUUCACCCUGGAGCCAGACACCGCGGGGCAGCUGCCAGAAGGGCAGCCCAGCAUCCGUGUGGGGCUGGAGUGUGUGUGCUUGAGGCAGCAGCUGCUGGGAGACGAACCGUGCUUGCUUCACCACCCUGAGGUCCAGCUGCCGAGAGAUCAGAAGUCAUUCCUCCUCUACACCCUCUGCACACGCUCCUGCCUAGACAUGGAUAAAGUCACCUACUGGGUCCAAGAGUUGGUGAAAGCAGCCUGGCUGCUUUUGCCUGAGUCAAGCCACUGCCAUCUAACGCUGCUGCCCUCCUUCAAGUCCUGCAGGUUCCAUCUGACAAGCAGCUCUGAGAUUGACAUCUGCACCGAGCUAAUUUUUGUGGUGCCUCCAGGUGCCUAUGGAGGCCUUGAGUAGGCGGAGGCCAGCUUCACCAACAGCACGCUACGGCCGGAGAGCUGUGCUGCUCUUGAGAUGCUUCUUUGCAGGUACGCGGCAAG
Falco peregrinus (peregrine falcon) is the source of this 1058-nucleotide messenger RNA. RefSeq names its product inositol 1,4,5-trisphosphate receptor-interacting protein-like 1. Bases 1 to 975 code for a protein of 324 amino acids. NCBI's taxonomy places the organism in Eukaryota, Metazoa, Chordata, Aves, Falconiformes, Falconidae. The record is from RefSeq and is a predicted model, not a curated record. The transcript has a single exon.